AUGUACUUGAGUGGCAGUCCGAUAUACAAAAAAUAUACAGUGGGCACCGGGUCCCCGGUGUGGGGCGACGCAGGGCCACUUGCGCUCGCUGCGCUCUGCGUCAUCGCCGGAGGUUUCCUUCUCGCCGCGGGCUGGCUGCACAGGCUGCUCUUCAGUCCCCUGGAGGUGCUCAGGGGCCCCGAUGAUGUGGGCUACAUCGCCGAGGACGGUCGCUCCAGAGCGCAGGCGGCCAACGAGGUGCGCCGCAGGAGGAAAACCGGAGAGCUGCCCCCCGUCUAUCCAAACGGCUGGUACCGGGUGAUGGACUCACACAGGCUGCAGACGGGCCAGGUCAAAAGUGUCUCGAUGCUCGGUGAGCAGGUGGCAGUGUUCCGGGGCCAGGAUGGGAAGGCCUACGUGGUGGAUGCCUACUGCCCUCACCUGGGGGCCAACCUGGCCGUGGGAGGACAGGUGGUGGGAAGCUGCAUCGAGUGCCCGUUUCAUGGAUGGCAGUUUCGGGCGAACGACGGAAAGUGCGUGAGGGUCCCUUACGCGGAAAAAGUGCCGGAGUUUGCCAAAGUGCGCUCCUGGCCCAGUUGUGAGGUCAACGGCCAGAUCCUGGCGUGGUUCCACUGUGACGGAGGAGAUCCUCAGUGGGCCGUCCCGGAGCAGCAGGAGAUCACAAAGGGCCAGUGGGUCUAUCGGGGGAGAACGGAGCACUUCAUCAACGCUCACAUACAGGAGAUACCCGAAAAUGCAGCAGACAUCGCUCACAUCGCUCACCUGCACACGGCGGGUAUUACCAGCGGAGUGGAUCUGCGUUACACCAACAGCAAGACCAGGGAAUAUCUGCGCCACAACUGGAAGGUCCAGUGGGAACUAGAGUCGGAGCCCAACGAGCAUUGCUCUCAGAUGUUGGUGAAACAUGCGCUGACUGUGUUUGGACGCCACUGGCCUCUGGUGGACAUUGACGUUGUGGCCAGACAGGUGGGUCCGGGACUGGUGUUCCUGCUGGUGGACCACAGCUUCCUGGGCCGAGGGGUCAUCCUGCAGUGCGUGACCCCGGUGGAGCCUCUGCUGCAGUGCGUCUCUCACACCAUCUUCUACCAGUCCAACAUCCCGCCUCUGGUGCCCAAAUUCAUCCUCAGAGCCGAGUGCAUUCAGUUUGAGCGCGACGUGAUGAUCUGGAACAACAAGAAGUACGUCUCCAAGCCGCUGCUGGUGAAGGAGGACUCGGCCAUCCAGAAGCACCGGCGCUGGUUCAGCCAGUUCUACAGCGAGAACAGUCCGCGGCUGCAGCACCGGCGGGACACGCUGGACUUCUGA
This is a messenger RNA of Pseudoliparis swirei, 1305 nucleotides long. RefSeq names its product cholesterol 7-desaturase nvd. Gene Ontology annotation, molecular function: chlorophyllide a oxygenase activity; 2 iron, 2 sulfur cluster binding. The record is from RefSeq and is a predicted model, not a curated record. NCBI's taxonomy places the organism in Eukaryota, Metazoa, Chordata, Actinopteri, Perciformes, Liparidae. Gene Ontology annotation, biological process: chlorophyll biosynthetic process; cholesterol metabolic process. Gene Ontology annotation, cellular component: chloroplast. The transcript is spliced from 7 exons. Bases 1 to 1305 code for a protein of 434 amino acids.